Molecule: messenger RNA, 1128 nt
Organism: Acanthosepion pharaonis
Lineage: Eukaryota; Metazoa; Mollusca; Cephalopoda; Sepiida; Sepiidae
Source: the annotation of a GenBank genome assembly
AUGAUUCUUCUUUUUUUUCUGCUUCGAUGUUCUUCUCCUUCUUCUUCUUUCUUCGAUUUCCUUCUUUGUUUUCUUUUUCUUCUUCUUCUUCUUCUUCUUCUUCUUCUUCUUCUUCUUCUUCUUCUUCUUCUUCGAGUUUCUCCUUCGAUUUUCUUCUUCUUUUUCUUCUUUCUACUUCGAGUUUCUUCUUCUUCUUCGAUUUUCUUCUUCUUCUUCUUUCUACUUCGAGUUUCUUCUUCUUCUUUGAUUUUAUUCUUCUUCUUCUUCUUCUUCGAUUUUCUUCUUCUUCUUCUUUCUGGUUCGAGUUUCUUCUUUGAUUUUCUUCUUUUUCUUCUUCUUCUUCUUCUUUCUGCUUCGAGUUUUUUCUUCUUUCUGCUUCAAGUUUCUCCUGCGAUUUUCUUCAUCUUUUUCUUCUUUCUACUUCGAUUUUCUUCUUCUUCUUCGAUUUUCUUCUUCUUCUUCGAUUUUCUUCUUCUUCUUCGAGUUUCUUCUUCUUCUUUGAUUUUAUUCUUUUUCUUCUUUUUCUUCUUCUUUUUCUUCUUUCUUCUUCGAUUUCUUCUUCUUCUUCUUCUUUUUCUUCUUCUUUCUGAUUCGAGUUUCUUUUUCACUAUGAACCCAACCGUCUUAUUCACACAUCCUUUUCUUCAGCAUUUUUCUCUUCUCUGCUGCUUGAGUAUUAUUUUCACUCACCCACUCUCUCUCUCUCUCUUUAUUUUUCAUAUUCAUUCCCCUUCUUUUCAUUGUCUUCCUUUUUCCUUCCACAAUCGCUUCACCCGCACCAAAUCCGUCGCUCUCCUUCGUCAACAGAAACCGAAUUUCGCCACAAUUCUAUGCCCCAAUGACAUAGAUAUUUUAAUCUAUCUAUCUAUCUAUCUAUCUAUCUAUCUAUCAACGUACCUACCUCAGUCUAUUAAUUAUCUAUUUAUCUCCCUCUCUCUCUCUCUCUCUCUCUCUCUAUCUAUCUAUCUAUCUAUCAACGUACCUACCUACCUCAGUCUAUUAAUUAUCUAUCUAUCUAUCUAUCUAUCUAUCUAUCUAUCUAUUUCAGUGUAUUCAUUAUCUAUCUAUCUAUCUAUCUAUCUAUCUAUCUAUCUAUCUAUCUAUCUAUCUAUCUAUCUAGAUAGAUAG